Brenthis ino (lesser marbled fritillary) is the source of this 207-nucleotide messenger RNA. NCBI's taxonomy places the organism in Eukaryota, Metazoa, Arthropoda, Insecta, Lepidoptera, Nymphalidae. The record is from the annotation of a GenBank genome assembly.
AUGAAGGCGUGUGUAUUUCUCGCGUUGUUUCUAGUACUGGCUCUUGCCACCGUAGCGCAUUGCUCUGAAACUCACGAAAACCCUAGUGUCCAUAACUUGAUGAAGCGACAGAUUAGAUCAGGUUGCGCUCUUUGGGAAUGCAGUUCAAAUUGCAGGCGACGCGGCUAUAGCGGCGGCUACUGUGCAUUUACAGGAUGUCGAUGUUAU